This is a messenger RNA of Plenodomus lingam JN3, 672 nucleotides long. RefSeq lists its product as uncharacterized. Lineage: Eukaryota; Fungi; Ascomycota; Dothideomycetes; Pleosporales; Leptosphaeriaceae. The record is from RefSeq and is a predicted model, not a curated record.
AUGUCCCACACGGCCUUCUUCUAUGGCACCCUCAUGGCUCCGCCUGUCCUGCACCGCGUCAUCUGGGGGUCCUGCACCCCUCCAACACCCGCACACGCCUCCUUGCUGAAAUUCCGCCCUGCCAUUCUGCAUGCCCACCGUCGGCACAAGGUGAGACAGGCCGAUUACCCUGCCGUCCUGCCCACAGAACAGGACGAGCAUUCUUCGGUGCGCGGCACGCUUGUGGACGGCCUAACAGACGGGGAUAUCUGGCGUUUGGACAUCUUCGAGGGCUCAGAGUAUCAGCGGAGAAAGGUAAUGGUGGAGGUGUUGGCGCUGCCUCACAGGGCGGAGCGGGCGAGCACAGCGAUCGAGUUGGCUCCUCUGACUGAGAAAGCGGAAGAGAGGGCAAGAGGACAAGGCGAACAAGUAGAAGCUGAGACCUACAUUUGGAUUGCUGGUGUCCAUCGACUCGAGUCGGAGGAAUGGGACUUUGACGAGUUCGUCCGGGAUAAGAUGCAGCGCUGGGUUGGGCGCGAAGCAACGAGGACGGACGAAGGCUUUCAGGAUGUCGACGAUGCAGUGGCUGCCCAGGAAGAUCCUACGGGCGGGAGAGGUGCUCUUGGCCAUAUAUCACGGCAAUUGCAAGACAACGAUCAUAUUCCCACAUCGGCUUGGAACAGCGCAGUGUAA